UAACAUUGUAGCUCCAAAGCCUACCGCAAACCCCCAAAUUCGGGAAAACCUAAUUCUCAACCUUAAACUUUCUCUCUUCAAUUGGGUUUCUUUUCAUUGUAAGCUAUGUUAAACGUCACAAAAAUGGAAAGUCCACUUACAAACGGUGUCGCGUUGGACAGUUCCGUGGGCUUUGCACCGGAAGCUAUGCUGAUCGAAACUGCCAUUAUAGCUACUAAGUCAGUCGCUUGGUUGGUGAUGGCGAUGAUGGGAACUAUGUCUAAUGGAAUUGAUGUCCUCAUCAAAAAGCCUGAAUCACAUGCAGGGUUUCCGCUUGCUCUUCUUGCGGCAAGAAAGCCUGUUCCGGAGAACAAGGAUGCUGGUGACAAUGAGGAUGACGAUGAUGAUGAGGAGGGAAAUGAAGCAGCAAGUGAUGAAUAUGAUGAUGCCGGUGAGGAGGAAGAUGUAUCAGGAAAAGACAGUGAAGGUGAAGUUGGAGGGGAUCCAGAGGAUGAACCUGUGGCCAACGAAGAUGGAGCAAGUGGAGAUGAGGACGAAGACGAUGACGAAGAUGACGAAGACGACGACGAAGAUGAUGACGACGAUGACGAUGAUGGAGGUGAAUAUGAAGAAGAAGAGGAAGAGGAGGAAGAAGACGAAGAAGAGGAGCUUCAGCCACCGGCUAAAAGGCGAAAAUGACCUUAGGAUCACUUUCCCUUGUUUUCUGUUUCGUCUUGCCUAGGUUGCGGGUUGGAUUAGAGAUUAGAAACUUUGACAUUUUCAAAACCAGACUAUUAUUAGGGAUUUUAGCACUACAAGCUAAGAGCGAUUCCGGUUCUAGCAGUCGUCGACAACGGAACUCGAAGGAAACAUAAAAAACUGAGGAUCCCAAGCAUAGAGGAAACUGACUGAACUGAAGCCAUUCAAAGCAUUGCCUUGGAUAACAAGGCAAUCGUCACCUUGCUUCACGAAAAUGCUCGGAUCCACAGUUUCGACAGAUUGGAAGUCCUUGCAAGUAAGCUUCAGAUCAUGUUGACUGCAUUUGCAGUUGGUGGUAAUUGUCACCUUCCAUUCAGCCAUACCUGUAUCUCUUUCCGGUUCUGACCGUACCGAUGACGAUGCCGUUCAAGGAGCAAACAGAAAACCCUGCAUUUAAAUAUCGAAAAACGAAAAUUUAAAGCAACUUGUCUGAGAAAUCUUUCUACUGCUAAGACAAAGCAUUUUGCUCUUAUGAUAUUUUCUGAUAAAACGUAAUCCCUGAGACUAU
Messenger RNA from Hibiscus syriacus, 1246 nucleotides. RefSeq names its product glutamic acid-rich protein-like. The coding region runs from base 106 to 678 and encodes 190 amino acids. The transcript has 4 exons. NCBI's taxonomy places the organism in Eukaryota, Viridiplantae, Streptophyta, Magnoliopsida, Malvales, Malvaceae. The record is from RefSeq and is a predicted model, not a curated record.